Molecule: messenger RNA, 754 nt
Organism: Daldinia caldariorum
Lineage: Eukaryota; Fungi; Ascomycota; Sordariomycetes; Xylariales; Hypoxylaceae
Exons: 2
Coding region: 1-747 (248 amino acids)
Molecular function (GO): nucleic acid binding
Source: RefSeq, a predicted model, not a curated record
AUGGACCAAUUGAGCAAUAUAUUCCAACCAAAUACCAACGCAUUUAGGCAAAUGGCCACGCCAAUCCCUACUAUGGACCAUCGAUAUUUCAAACCGUCUGAGCAACUGACAGGUGCCGACAACUCUCGAAAGACGGACCGAUGCAAUGGGAACUACCGAGGAGAUCGCAACUUAUCCAUUAAUAGAGGUACAGAUGUUGCCGAGGAAAAGAAUACGUCGUUAUGGAUUACUGGACUUCCCGGGUCGACAACUGUUCCCAAACUCCUUGCUGCAAUUAGAAAGACGGGCAGGGUCCGUUCAACUGUGGUAAACGGCCCCAACGAAACCAGCAGUACCGCCGCGUCUUCUAUUAGCUUCUUUAGACGGGAGGACGCGGAGGUGCUUUACAAUGCAAUACAGCAAGGAAGAAUCAUAAUCGAAGGCAAAUUUCCAAGAGUGCAGUGGAACAGGAACAGGAUAGGGGAAGAGGAGGUUCCAGGCCAUGCCAGCCGGGUGCUCCUGAUUGCCGGCGAUCCGCUGGUCGUCAACCAGGACUACCUAGACGGUUUCUUCAAGAGGAAGUUCGUGUACGACAUCGACGAGAUAAUCGAUCACGGUACGGUUCCCGGUUUUGGCGGGCUUAUCAGUCGGCUCGAAUACCGGUUUGGAUCGUGGCGUUCGCAAGCUUCAUUUGCUCGCCUGGCGCUUAAUCUUGAGCUUACGGGGUUUCUACUAGCAGAGUACGGCGAAGACCCCUGUGCGGGCUAACAACGAC